AUGAUGAAAGCAACAGCCUACCGUAGUCCUACCGUAACUAAAUUGGUAGAGAUUCCAUGUCGAUGUCAUGUAGACGUAUCGGUAUAUCAAACAACUAGGACUGGCCCUUAA
Haemonchus placei is the source of this 111-nucleotide messenger RNA. NCBI's taxonomy places the organism in Eukaryota, Metazoa, Nematoda, Chromadorea, Rhabditida, Trichostrongylidae. The record is from the annotation of a GenBank genome assembly.